UAAUUAAAAAAGUUAAUUAUCAUAAUUAUGUUAAAGCAGCUCUAUGCUCAGAAUAUAAUGUAAAACUAUUCAAGUAUAGAUUAUAGCUAAGUUGAAAAGAAUUAAAGAAAAUGCUAAACGUAAAUGGAUUCAAAUGAUGAGGAGGAGUAUUCAAAUGAAGAAGGGUAUUAUGGGAGAAUAUAAAAUAACAGUAGAAAGAAGAGUAAAAUUAGCUACAACCUUAAAAAAAAGUUUUUAGAUGAAGAAAAAGAAUCUAAUGACGAAACAGAUUUUCAUUUACCCUAGCUAAAGGAUAAUAGAUAUUACAAUUCACUACAAAAUGAGUAGAGAUAUAAAAGGAAUAAAUCCGUCUAACCACGCAAUUAAUAUUAACCAAUUGAUUAAAAAGAAAAGUUAAUUGUUAAAAACACUUAGUUUGAAGAGUAAGUAUCCUAAUACAUUCCUCAUCGAAAUCAUUAAAAAUCUUUUGAUAAUUAUUAAUAUUUCAAAGAAUAUUAUAAUGAUGAAGAACCCUAACCAAUAAGUACUAAAAAACCAAAAACAAGGUAAGUCUCUUUUUAUGAUAACAACUAAAGUGCACCUUAAAUGAAUUUAAAAUCUAUAAAUCCUAUAAAAUCAAAAUCUUAAAUCGCAUCUCCUUUUAUAAACUAAAAUAAUUAAAAUUAUUUAAUAUUAUAAGAAUAAUAUCGAAACAGUAUAGAUAGUCUUUAAUAGAUAAAGAUUAAUUAACUUAAACAAAGAUAGUUGGAAAGGAAUUCCUAGAAUAUUGAAGAGCUAGAAGAAAAAAAAAAUUAUGAGUUUAAUAAUAAUAAUAAAAUGAAUUUUAACUAAUAAGAAUAAUAAUUUAAUGAUGACUCUAGUGAAACUAUUAAUUAUUCAUAAUUUGAAGAAAAAAAAUAAGGAAGCAUUAUGAAAAUUAUUAAUGACUUUAGUGAGAUUGAAUUAAAACCAAACCAACGAAAACCAAUCACCACUUCUAUUUUGGAAAAAAAUUCAAAUUUGAAUAAAAUAGAAUAUAAAUCACCUUAAUUAUCUCAUCUCAAAUAAAGAUCUUUGAUAAACAAUCCAAUAAUAGAAAUUUCAGCAACAGAUUCACUAAAAGCUAUCUAAACUAGCAGUUAAGAUGAAAAAUCAUAUAUUUUCAAAGAUCAGCCAAAGCGCUAAUCAAUUAAUUAAAAUAGAAUAGAGUUUUAGAGAUAACAGAACCUUGAUAAAUUAAAUAAUAUUUAACUAAGAAAUAGAUAGUAAAGGGAACUAGCUUCUUAGCUUGUAUCAUCUCCAUAAAAAAUUUCAUUUGAAAUUCCUGAAACCAACAAAUCAUCAAUAGUAGCAAAUUUUAAUAUUUUAUAAUCAAGAAGAGAAUAGUCUUCAGCUUAUUAAUAAUAUCAUAAGUAAGAGUAUUCAAAUUAAAGGAAUUAUACUCCAAUUAAAAAACCAAGCAAAACAUUUAAUUAAAGUCCAAAUUAAUAUCAACCAAUUAGCGAUUACUCUAUAAUAAAAAAACUAGAAUAAAGCUCUCCUGUACUUAAAUAGCUGAAGCAAUUAGAUAAGCAUUUUGAAUAAGAAUAGAAAGAAAAUCAAGAUCUUAUAAGUAAAAUGAAUGAAUGGUAUUUGCUUGAAAUGGAAGAAAAAGACUUGGUAAAUAAGUCUUAGAAGCCAGUAAAAUAAUAGUCUAAAUCACCAGCAUAAAUCAUAAAUAAACAAUAUAGGAUUAAUCACCUAGCUAAUUUUUCAAAUAUAAAUAAAAUUCAAAAAAGGAAGUCAUCCAGAGAAGCAUUAUAGUUAGAUAUCCCAAAAAAAGAACAAAAAGAAUUAGAGAGCAUUCUGCAGCAAUUAAAGUCUUAUUCUAAAAUUAUGAAAAAAUAAAAAAAAUUUUUAAAAAACUAAGAAAACUUGGAUUGA
This is a messenger RNA of Tetrahymena thermophila SB210, 1902 nucleotides long. RefSeq lists its product as hypothetical. The record is from RefSeq and is a predicted model, not a curated record. NCBI's taxonomy places the organism in Eukaryota, Ciliophora, Oligohymenophorea, Hymenostomatida, Tetrahymenidae. The transcript is spliced from 6 exons.